Messenger RNA from Pogona vitticeps (central bearded dragon), 1857 nucleotides. RefSeq names its product keratin, type I cytoskeletal 23. The record is from RefSeq and is a predicted model, not a curated record. Gene Ontology annotation, molecular function: structural molecule activity. Gene Ontology annotation, biological process: epithelial cell differentiation; intermediate filament organization. Gene Ontology annotation, cellular component: cytoskeleton. Lineage: Eukaryota; Metazoa; Chordata; Lepidosauria; Squamata; Agamidae.
GAAAAAAGAAAGAGAGGGAGAGGAAGAGCGAGAAAAUUAGCUUACAACCUUUGGUAUUUUGUUGUUUUAUUGUUGUUCCAAAGAAUGACAGGCACGUUUGCAGGCUCAUAGCCUUUCAGGGCUGACUAAGAGGAAACACGUAUUUUGUGAUGACACAAUUCAUGUUGGUGUUGUUGUUUAACAUAAGGGAACUCCCACAGGGUAAGGCUUAAGAGCGCUGAAGGAAGGUUGAGACACUUCUCAGGCAGUGCCAGUAAAUCAGGAGGGAGGGAAAGAGCCGGCGUGUGUGUACAUUCAGUUUCUAAUAGGUAACACGAUGUGCUCCAGCCAAGGUCUCUACCACUUCUCUUCUGGAUCUCUCGGAGGGGCUGGAGGAUGCAGCUUCCCACACGCCGGUGGGGGUUAUUAUAGAGCUUCCAGCUUGCAUGGAGGAAGUAGCAAUACACACAUUCCCAUCUCCUUCGGAAGACCCAUCUGGCUUACCUCUGAUGCCACCAGGGCAGGCUGGGGAAGCUUUGGUGGCAGCCAUGGGAACCUCUUCAUGGACAGGAAUGAGAAGCAGACCAUGCAGGACCUGAACGACCGCUUGGCAACCUACCUGGACAAGGUGCGUUCCUUGGAGGAGGCCAACACUCAGCUGGAGGGAUGCAUCCGGGAGUGGCACCAGAAGAGGUCUCACGGCCUCAAGCGUGAUUUCACAGAGUACGAGCAAAACAUCAUAGACAUGCAUGAGCGGAUUGAAACUGGACGGGUUAACAAUGCAGGCAUUGUUCUACAGAUUGACAAUGCAAAAAUGGCAACUGAGGACUUUAGGAUCAAAUAUGAGACAGAAAAAGCCCUCCGACAAAGUGUGCAGGAUGAUGUUGAGAACAUUCGUAAGGAGCUUGACAACAUGACAAUCAUAAUAACAGACCUGGAAAUGGAGAUUGAAGCUCUGCGAGAAAGUCACAUACUGAGGAAGAAAGAACAUGAGAAGGAGAUGGAAGCCAAUGGCUCUUCUAAGGACUACAAGGUGGAUGUGAAGGUCAAGACAGCUCCACAAGAAGAUCUGGCCAAAAUCCUGGCAGCGAUAAGGGCUGAUUAUGAAACAAUUAUAGAAAAGAACCGUAAGAGCCUUGAUGCCUGGUUCCAGCAACAGAUUGAAAGUGAAUCUUUGGAAGGAAGCCCCAACCAGGAUGAAAUACAAAGCAGCCACAAAGAAAUCAGCGAGCUGAAUCGCACACUGCAAACCCUGGAAAUCGAUUUCCAGAUGCAACUAAACAAGAAAUUCGCCCUGGAAAACAACUUAGAGGAAGCCAAGUCUCUCUAUGCUUUCCAGCUUCAAGCCAUCCAAGACUUAAUCUCCAAAUGUGAAGAAGAGCUCAGUGAGUUUCGCCAUGACAUCAAGACUCAAAAUAACCAAUACAAGGUCCUCCUGGGGAUAAAAACGCGACUGGAGACAGAGAUCGCUACUUAUCGCCAGCUUCUGGAGGGAAAAGUCGAUGGGAUGAAAGGCUCCAAGUCAAGCUUAAGAGAAUCUGGAUCAGCCAACAAGAAUCUAACAUCUGUUGUGCAGGAAAGUGUGAAUGGACAAGUAGUUUCUACACAUGUAUCUGAGAUCAAACGGCGCAUUUGAUUUUGCUGGUUUGAAGAAAAGAAGCACUUAUAUUCAGGGGGAAAAACAAUGGAAGUUCUCCUAUUUAAUGCGAAGAGUUCUUUUCCUUGUUGAUACUGCAUGUGAACUUGGGGGCCUCGAAUAUUUCUUCCUUAGUUUUGCACAAAAACUGCUAUCCAAACUGCUUGUAAUUUAAUUUAACAUAAAUGCAAGUGAUGCACUUGUUCUCAUACCUCCUACUCCUUUAUAGACCAUGAGAUCAA